Messenger RNA from Micromonas pusilla CCMP1545, 924 nucleotides. RefSeq lists its product as uncharacterized. Bases 1 to 924 code for a protein of 307 amino acids. The transcript has a single exon. The record is from RefSeq and is a predicted model, not a curated record. NCBI's taxonomy places the organism in Eukaryota, Viridiplantae, Chlorophyta, Mamiellophyceae, Mamiellales, Mamiellaceae. Gene Ontology annotation, cellular component: chloroplast thylakoid membrane.
AUGACCACGCACACGCUCUCCGCGCUCUCUCCGACGACGACCGUCUCCUUCGCCGCGAAGAAGACGACGACGACGCGCGGCGUCCGCGGCGUCUCCCGCCGCGUCGCAUCGCGCGGCGUCGUCGUCGUCCGCGCGCGGGCGGUGGAGGAGCCGCCCGCGCUGAACGCGGUCGAGCGCUCGGCGAGAUCCAUGGGCCUGGACACGAGCGAGGGCGUCUUCGGGUUCACGCCGUUCGCGGAGUUGUGGACGGGGCGACUCGCGAUGAUGGGCUUCACCGUCGGCCUCGCGGAGGAACUCUGGACCGGCGAUGGGAUCCUCGCGCAGAUCGGGAUCGCGUGCCCGAACCCGAUCGCGACGUCGAUCCUUACCCUCGGCCUCGUCGGCGGGACCGUCGCCGGCGCCGCGAAGACGCUCAAGUCCGCGCAGGACGGCACGAUGACGAUGCGCACGUUCAAGCGGUGGUGCGACCUCCUCGGCGCGGACCAGGACGAGGCCGCGAGGGCGCUGUCGGUGGACAUCAAAAAGAUGGAGCGAAACGGAUUCCUCGCGCCCGACGACCUCGCCGCGAUCGCGGAGGCGCGGAGGAGCAACCCCGCGGACGCGGUCCUCUCCAUGGACGGCAAGGCGGAGGCGAUGGCCGCGGCCGCGGCGAUGAAGAUCGCCGCCGCCGAAGCGGGCGAGGCGGCUGAGGCGUCCAUGAUGGAGCGCGACCUCGCGGUGGGCAUGCCGCCUAUGGAAAUAGGCGCCGGCGUCGACGCGGAGAUGCGAUACGCGCUCGACGUAGAGAUGAACAACGGACGAUGGGCGAUGCUCGGGUUCGCGCUCGCGGUGUUCUUGGAGGCGAGCACGGGGAACGGGAUCAUGGGUCAGUUGAUCGGGUACGCGAAGGCUCUCGGCGUGCUCGGGCCGGACUCGGGGUUCUGA